GCUCGUGAAUGGUCGAAUGAAUGGACGAAGAGGGUUGAAGGAAGGAAAGAUACACAAAACGAUGGGUAGGGAGAGGGAAGAGAGCGAGUAUGUCCGUGCUGUGAAUGGCUGCCUGCGCACCCUGCUCUCCAUUCAUACCCUUCCCAGGAGGAAGCCCACGUUCGUUAUGUUACGUUAUGUUUUUAUGCUACACCAUUCGUCAGUUGUGAACGAGAAACAGAACUGAACGGAUCGUCGCGUCACUCUGCGCCGCUUGUCGCUCGGAGUGUGUUACAGUCGUUUUCAACGCCAACAAAACUAAACUAUUAGAAACACUGCUUCUAUUCAACUGGGUGCAUUUGUGUGCGUGUGUGAGUGUUUAGAAGAGAAACAAAAAACAAGUGACUGAAGCUUUGCCAUACCUACGUGAGCCGUGGACUUUGUGCCACCAGUGUGUACCGUUCAGUCGUUCUGUGCCAAAAAAUCGAACAAGUGCAAUAAGUGGUGCGACAAACAUGCCUCGGCCAUCGCGCGAUUCGUACGGCGACCAGAAGCCCCCGUACUCGUACAUCUCGCUGACCGCCAUGGCCAUCUGGUCGUCGCCGGAAAAGAUGCUCUCGCUCAACGACAUCUACCAGUUCAUCACCGACCGCUUCCCGUACUAUCGCACCAACACGCAGCGCUGGCAGAACUCGCUCCGGCACAACCUUAGCUUCAACGAUUGCUUCAUCAAGGUGCCCCGGCGGCCCGACCGCCCCGGCAAGGGUGCGUACUGGACGCUGCACCCGAAAGCGUUCGACAUGUUCCAGAACGGCAGCCUGCUCCGUCGGCGAAAGCGCUUCAAGCUGCACCAGACCGACAAGGAGUGUCUGAACGAGGAGUUUAUCGCGCUCGCCAACAUGAACCGCUUCUUCAUGGCGCAGAGCACCGGGGCACCGACCUACCACCAUCACGAGCAUCCGGCCGCCGGUUACUAUCCGCCGCUGGUGGAACCGCUCGGCGGCAGCAGCAGCAGCAGCAGCAUCUCGCCGGGUGGCAUGGUUUACGCACCGAUCUCACCGCCCCUAUCACCGCCGGACGAUCUGGCCGGCACACCGCACACCGGUACGGAAUCGCCCGUGACCGUGCCGACCCUGCCAGCGGUCCCAACCGCCACGGCCGCGACCACAACCACCGUCCCACCCAAACCAAAGCGAUCCUUCACGAUCGAAAGCCUCAUCGAACCGGACAGCAGCUCGUCCUCGGACUCGGAAGAAAGCACGGACCGGGCCCAGCCACCGUACCAGCUGCAGCAGCAGCACCAGCUAGAGCACCUACGCCAUCUAAGUCAGCAGCAGCUCGUGAGCAAUCUGACCGCGUUCAACGAGUACGCGGCCGCUGUCCAGCAUCAUCAGCAGCAGCAACAGCACCAGGCGGCGGUGGCCGCAGCAGCAGCAGCUGCCGCCGCACUGGGCACCACGUACGGCGGAAGUGUUCCGCUGCAUCCGCUACUGUUACCGCUCGGCAAGAUGCAAUCGCCCGCCACCUACUUCCUGCACUCCGGCCCCGCUCCCUACCACCACCACCAUCAUCAUCCGCACCAUCAUCAUCACCAUCAUCUGGCUCAUCUGUAUCCGGGACAUCUGUCGGCGAGCUCGGCUGCAGCGGUGGCAGCAGCGACCACCAACGGUCACCCUGCCCAUCAUCGCCAUCCGCACGAGCUGGGACCACCGUCGCUAGCGAUCGCUUAAAACCCGGGACCUUUGGUGCGGAAGCGUACUCCAGCUUUAAGCAGCAUCCUCGACGAAUCGGCAAAUGGGCAAAGGCAGAACCGCACCGGUCGUCCUGCGACCGGUUCUAGAUGCUCCUUUACUGGCAGGGUUCGAGUGUGUAUGUUCGACUGAAUUGUGAUGUUUUUUAGUUUUGUGUUCGACGUAAUAUAUUAUUAGAUUUUUAUUUUUGACUCUUGAUGUUAAGUGCUUAGUUUAGAGACAAGAAGGGAAGGACCGAUAAUUGCAUUUUAUGAGAGAAGGAGAGGCGAUGGCAAGACACGGUAGUCAGAGAGAGAGAGAGCCUCCAGAACCAGAACUGUACCGUAAAUAAAAGUUUAUUUUAUUCCUCGCUGA
Anopheles arabiensis is the source of this 2084-nucleotide messenger RNA. RefSeq names its product fork head domain-containing protein FD4-like. Bases 495 to 1709 code for a protein of 404 amino acids. Gene Ontology annotation, molecular function: DNA-binding transcription factor activity, RNA polymerase II-specific; RNA polymerase II cis-regulatory region sequence-specific DNA binding. The record is from RefSeq and is a predicted model, not a curated record. Lineage: Eukaryota; Metazoa; Arthropoda; Insecta; Diptera; Culicidae. The transcript has a single exon. Gene Ontology annotation, biological process: regulation of transcription by RNA polymerase II; anatomical structure morphogenesis; cell differentiation.